AUGGUUUUGGGGCAAUUUUUUACGGCCAGACACGAGUGGGAAAACAUCGAUAAAAAUCAAUUACCCAGUGAUAUUCCUGAAGUGGAUGAAGUAGGAGCCACUUCAGCUCCAUUACUAGCAGCAUCAUAUUAUAUUGGAGCUAAAUGUAAACCAUAUAAUGAUGAUUUUAUGUUAUGUAAGGAUGAAAAUAAUGGAGGAUCAUUAGAAUGUUUAAAAGAAGGAAGAAGAGUCACCAGAUGUGCUAUUUCUGUAUUGAAAGAUAUAAAUAAGUACUGCUUUGAUGAAUUCAAAUUACACUAUGAAUGCUUAGAACAAGAAAAUCAUAGAACAGGACAUUGUAGGCCAUCUGAAGGUGUGUUGGGUAAAUGUAUUUUCCAACACUUGAACUUGGAAAAGAAAAUCCCCGGCGUAGAACAACAAAUUCACUUAAAACCAAACCCCAUCUUUACCGGAACUUCUAAGGAUAAGAAGAAAACUGCUGAAUUCUUAAAGGCUAGAGAAUCCAGUACCACCACCGCCUCUGCCCCAGCUAGUGCUCCAGCUUCAAAUUAA
Messenger RNA from Scheffersomyces amazonensis, 552 nucleotides. RefSeq lists its product as uncharacterized. The transcript has a single exon. Gene Ontology annotation, biological process: mitochondrial electron transport, NADH to ubiquinone. Bases 1 to 552 code for a protein of 183 amino acids. Lineage: Eukaryota; Fungi; Ascomycota; Pichiomycetes; Serinales; Debaryomycetaceae. The record is from RefSeq and is a predicted model, not a curated record.